Messenger RNA from Girardinichthys multiradiatus, 2764 nucleotides. Its product is annotated as UDP-glucuronosyltransferase 2A2-like. The transcript is spliced from 3 exons. Gene Ontology annotation, molecular function: UDP-glycosyltransferase activity. The coding region runs from base 729 to 2327 and encodes 532 amino acids. NCBI's taxonomy places the organism in Eukaryota, Metazoa, Chordata, Actinopteri, Cyprinodontiformes, Goodeidae. The record is from RefSeq and is a predicted model, not a curated record.
UUUAGGGUAAGGAUUAACUGCUUUGCUCUUUGCAAAAUCAAGGGUUUUGGUGACUGUGAUAAAAAUGUCUCACACAUUUCCGGAGAUUUACAAAGAAAAAUAUCAAGCAUAUUUACAUGCAAACAUUAGUCAAGAUAAUUAAUAAUUAAUCACAGUAUUUGAAGCCUGCCUUAUAUUAAACCCUGGUUCUGUGAAAUGCUUCCUUUUUCCUUGUGCUUGUGUAGCUUUUUCUUACGUAACCCACUCUAAUAUGCUUAUGAAAGAGGUCAAAGCUUCUCUGUGAUGAAACCACCGCUUGUUUAACAGCAUAAAACGGUGACAGUACUAACAGUACACCACGAUGAGCCAUAUAAAGAACUAAUAGCUAAUCAAUCAACUUACUGAACUUAAUGAAGUGAUAAAACUCCAAAGAUUUUUUUUUGAGAAACAAAUCAGCAUUUAUUUGGGGUUUCUUGUCAUUUGAACUUUAUACAUGUAAUGUGCCAUAUUCACUAGUGAAAGAACAGAACGUCUCUGAAGCUGGAGUUUGGACUCAAAUAUCUGGUGGAUUAUCUUGAACAGAAAGUGGUUGAGGACAGCUGUUGCCACUGUCAAUAUUAGGUAAGCAAAUUAAGGAACUAUAUCCAAUUGAAAGCUGAAUGUAUAAUAACCUUCACUGAUUAAAUCCUUUAAACAAAUCUUGCUGCAAUUUUUUGUUUAAGUUUGAUUUAUAUUUAUAUUAUUGAAACAUGUCUGUUUAUGUCUGUUUUUGCAUUGUAGAAGCCAUGCCCAGUUUCUGUGGUAUAAUUAUACUUUUUUUACAUCUGAUCCUAUUUACAUCACAUUGUGAUGGGGGAAACAUUCUGGUGUUUCCUGUGGAUGGCAGCCACUGGAUCAAUAUGAAGAUACUGCUAGAAGAACUUCAUGCCAGGGGACACAACAUCACUGUGAUCAGGGCUUCUACCAGCUGGUACAUUCCUGAAAAGUCCACCCUCUACACAACCAUCACAAUUGAAUUGGACGUAGGUUUAGAGAACUUUUUUGAUAUAUACCUACAAGAGCAAAUGACGGCACAGCGAGAAGGGGUUUCGCUGAUGACUUUCUUUAAACUCACCAAGGAUUUCCUUUCUAUGAUUACUCAAGCCCAUUUGCUGUGGUGUGAUGCAACAACUCAGAUUUUUCAGAAUCAGAAUUUGGUCAAAAGCUUAAACGAUUCCCAAUAUGAUUUGAUCCUUGCUGAUCCAGCCAUGGGUCCAGGGGCUGUGAUAGCUAAAUAUCUUAAACUGCCAUUGGUCCUUAAUGUCCGCUGGAUAACUAGUGGAGAAGGCCACUUUGUGUUGGCACCUUCACCCCUCUCUUACAUCCCAGUGCCUGGUUCUGGCUUAACAGACAAAAUGGAUUUCACCCAGAGGGUCAAAAACUUGUUUUUCUAUAGCAUAAUCUUGUUCCAGGAAAGGUUUCUUGUGGGACCUAUCUAUGCUGAUAUGUGCAAGAAAUAUUUCGAGGGUGGUUGCGACAUUGUCUCAAUGCUUCAAGAUGCUGACAUUUGGCUGUUCAGGUCCGAUUUUGUGUUUGAAUUCCCUCGGCCAACAAUGCCAAAUGUUGUCUACAUUGGAGGGUUCCAGUGUAAGCCUUCACAACCUCUACCAACUGACCUGGAGAAGUUUGUUCAAAGUGCUGGAGAGCAUGGAGUCAUCAUCAUGACUCUGGGAACUUUGGUCAAUGCUUUACCCAAAGCCGUUGCUGAUGAAAUUGCAAGUGUUUUUGCCAAGAUGCCCCAAAAGGUGAUUUGGAGGCACAAAGGGGAGAGACCCUCCACUCUGGGCAACAACACUUUAAUAUUGGACUGGAUGCCACAGAAGGAUCUCCUUGGCCACCCACAAAUAAAAGUCUUUGUAGCUCAUGGAGGAACCAACGGAGUCCAGGAGGCCAUUUACUAUGGAGUUCCUGUUCUAGGGAUACCCUUGUUCUUUGAUCAGUAUGACAACCUUCUACGUUUGCAGGAGAGAGGCGGUGCAAAGAUCAUUCAGCUAGCUGAUGUUAAUGGUCACACUUUUGAGGAAGGUAUUAAGGAAAUACUCUAUAAAGACAGUUACAGACAGAAUAUGCAAAGACUGUCAAGCUUACACAGAGAUCAGCCAUUGCCACCCAUGGAUCAGGCCGUUUUCUGGAUAGAAUACGUGAUACGCCACAAAGGGGCACCUCACCUGCGCACAGAGGCUUAUAGGAUGCCUUGGUAUUCAUACUGGUGUUUAGAUGUACUAAUCUUCUUGGUGACAGCAGUAACUGUCCUCCUCUUCUCUGCUUUUGCUUUUAUAAGAUUUCUCUGCUGGACAAGGAAAAAGUAAAAAACAAACUAAGUUAACUUCAGCUGACCUUGUUUAGAAAUAUAGCAAUUGUUCAAAAUUACUUGAUUUAGACAAAUGCAUAAUUCUUUUCUUCAAUGCCCCAGUGGCAAAAAACAUGAAUCAAAUGUUCUAAAUACAAUAUCAUUUAAGAAGGGUUUAGGAUUAAGAAGUUUCUCUUCACCAGUGUUAACUGUUUAGUACCUUUGGUUUAACCUGUUAAGCCCUAAGGGGUUUUAGAACAAUUUCUGCCUGAAAUUACAUACUCUAAAUAAAUCAAGUAUAGCUACACAGUUAUAAAGCCUACAUGCAAACAUUUGGUACCUGUGUAAAGGUAAGAAAUAAAAGAACAUUUUUCCAGUGGAACCACUAUUGUAACUGUUACUAUGUCUGAUUUAAUUGUGAUUAAACAAAGAAAAAAUACAAAAUUUUGAGUCUCA